Molecule: messenger RNA, 1632 nt
Organism: Hippoglossus stenolepis (Pacific halibut)
Lineage: Eukaryota; Metazoa; Chordata; Actinopteri; Pleuronectiformes; Pleuronectidae
Product: flavin-containing monooxygenase 5-like
Exons: 9
Coding region: 1-1632 (543 amino acids)
Molecular function (GO): flavin adenine dinucleotide binding; N,N-dimethylaniline monooxygenase activity; NADP binding
Source: RefSeq, a predicted model, not a curated record
AUGGUUCAGAAGGUGGCAGUGAUCGGUGCAGGACCUUCAGGUCUGACCAGCAUCAAGGCCUGUUUGGAUGAAGGCCUGGAGCCGACGUGUUUCGAGAGCAGCCAUGACAUCGGAGGACUAUGGAGAUUUAAGGAGAAGCCAGAGCCUGGCCGAGCCAACAUCUAUCAGUCGGUGGUCAUCAACAGCUCCAAAGAGAUGAUGUCGUUCAGUGACUUCCCUCCUCCUGCUGAGCUCCCCAACAACAUGCACCACUCUGAGGUGCUGCUGUAUCUGCGCCUCUAUGUGCAGGAGUUCAAGCUGCUGCAACACAUACGCUUCCAGACCAGCGUGCUCAGUGUGGAGCAGAGCCCAGACUUCGCUGUGACAGGCCGGUGGGAGGUGGAGACGGAGAGCGGAGAUGGCCGGAGGGAGACUCGUGUUUUUGACGCAGUGAUAGUUUCCACAGGACACUUCACCAAGCCUCACCUGCCACUCAGGGACUUCACAGGUAUUGAGAGCUUUGAAGGCAGAUAUUUCCACUCCUGGGAAUACCGCAGUGCUGAGGGGAUGCAGGGGAAAAGAGUGCUGGUGAUUGGGAUUGGAAAUUCUGGAGGUGAUAUUGCUGUGGAUAUCAGCCGAGUUGCUGAGAAGGUGUACCUUAGCACGAGGAGCGGUGCGUGGGUUGUCAGCCGUGUAGGACAGGAGGGAUUUCCUGCCGACCUUGUUGGGACUUCUCGAAUGCAUUUGAUGAUACGGAAGCUCUUCCCCUCGUGGAUCAACAGUAUCCUGGAGAAGAAGCUGAACGAAGCGUUUGACCACACACUAUACGGCCUGAAACCAAAACACGGAUUUUUUGCACAGAUUCCUGUUGUAAACGACGAGCUGCCGGCUCGGAUCCUCGCAGGUCGUGUUCAGGUGAAAUCAAACGUGAAGGAGUUCAGUGGGUCCAGUGUGGUCUUUGUUGAUGGGAGCGUCAUAAACAAGGUGGAUGUGGUGGUGUUUGCCACGGGCUACAACUACAGCUUCCCCUUCCUGCCCUCAGCCCUGCAGGCUAAAUCGGGUUACAGGCUGCGUCUCUACAAACACGUGUUCCCUCCCGGACUCACCCAGCCGACGCUGGCGGUGGUGGGCUUCAUCCACGCCUUGGGGGCUAUCAAUGCACUGGCUGAGAUGCAGGCCCGCUGGGCAACUAGAGUUUUUAAAGGUUUAUCAACCCUCCCCUCAGAGGAGACUAUAGUGAAGGAAAUUCAGCAAGACACCACAACAAUGCACCAGAGAUAUGCCUGCUCCGAGCGGAACCCCCUGCAGGUGGAGAACAUAGCUUACCUGGACUCUCUGGCAGAGCAGGUAGGGGCCUGUCCAAGCAUACCGUGGCUCAUGAUGAAGGACCCCAGACUGGCUCUGCAGGUUUUGCUGGGUCCAUGUACUCCAUAUCAGUACCGUCUGACUGGACCGGGCCGGUGGGCUGGUGCCCGUCAAGCCAUUCUCACUCAGUGGGAGCGUGUGAUUCAACCCUUCAGGACCAGAGUGGUACCACAACCAGAGCCCAGACCCUCCUCCAGACUGAGCAUCGUAGUGAUUUUCUCAGGUGUUACAAUGUUGUGCUGCUUCUGCUUUAAAAAGCCUCUCUGCUUCUUCUCCUCUGCUCAGUGA